AUGACAACUCCUAAGAGAAAUAGUGGGACGGCAUUCACCGGCCUCUCCAUGCAAUCGAGCGGCCUCGCCUCCGUUGGCUCUUCUCCUGCCGCUGCCGCCGCACCAAAGGCAGCUCCCACGAAGAAGAGGGAGGACGACGAGUUUUCAGACGGGGUCUCAGAGUGGUCCGCCUGGGACUUCCCAGACAAGGACGGAGACUUGGAGACGAUGGGGGCGACCGACGCCAUCCCGACACUCCCAGCUCCCCUUCUCCCGUUGGGCAAGUUUGCAACCAUCACGGAGCGCUGCUUUGUUUACGGACACUGCUGCAGACUGGUGGAAAGCACUCUUGCUCAGCGGGCAGAGGGGGGGAUGGAGUGGAUGACGGAUGGAGAGUACGAUCGCUUCCUGGAAGCAGCACGCUUCCAACAUUGGGGAAGCAUGGAGAACCUCAUUUGA
This is a messenger RNA of Mollisia scopiformis, 438 nucleotides long. RefSeq lists its product as uncharacterized. The coding region runs from base 1 to 438 and encodes 145 amino acids. The record is from RefSeq and is a predicted model, not a curated record. The transcript is spliced from 3 exons. Lineage: Eukaryota; Fungi; Ascomycota; Leotiomycetes; Helotiales; Mollisiaceae.